AUGACUUACCAAGCAAAUUUCGCUCCAUUUGGGAGGCAUGGCGACGUUAAAGAUGCCUCUUUUAUUCCAGCACACUGUGAUCCAAAUCUAUUCUCAUCACGAAGGUCGGUUCAGUUUUCACCAACUUCUCUUUCUAUAUCCCGUCUAAACGUUGCUCACGAAAGAAAAACAAGCCCAGGAAUAGGCAGAGAAAAUGGGAUACCUACGCCUUGGGCUACGGCUGAAAUCGCGAGAGCAUACAAUAACAGGAUAUCGUCCCCACAGAAAGACCAAUAUUCCCAGAAGCCAGCGGGAACCGCCCCAUUUUCUGAACGUCACGAUUUACCUGAAUCCUGGAACGUCUAUGCCAAUAGCAGGACAUCCCUGUCUCCUUUAUCAUAUGAUCAAUAUUCUUUCCCACCACCUGAACCUAUAUCACGACCUAUCGGGGGACAAUUGAAGCAAGUCCCGAGUAAUGGUAGCUGGGAAAUGCCCGUUCCUAACUCAAAUGACAAUCAUGUCCCCAAAAUUCUUCCAGAAGAAGCAAGUUUAUUCCCAGAACGGUUGAAGCGCCGGAACACAGAUAGUGUACGAAGUACCGCGCGAUAUCACUCCCAACGCCGCCCAGGGAAUCGGGAUGAAUUUGAUGGACCGACCCAGCUGCUAGACAUGCCAUCUACGUUGAACGUGGAAACCCAAGAAGAUGACCUUCCCACUUUGCCCACCACUUUGGAUGUACAAGAACAAGACCAAAUUCUCAGUGAAGUUAAUGAUCGUUUGUCCAAGUGUGCAUUCGAUUUUGUUGCCAAAUACCAGUUUCCAAUCCCUGUGGAAGCGGAUAAAAAGCAUGUUAGAGGACCACAAGACCGCGAAUGGACCGAAUGGGUGUACCUCCUUAAAAGGCUUGCUACCAAACGCCGCAUCCCAGCCAGAGUGCUAUAUAAUGGCCAAAUCAAGCAGUUUGUAACCGUGCUAGAAAAUGCACUGGAGACGCGCCAUGUGGCAAAGAACCAGAGUCGCUCUCUCAAAGAUGAUCGCAACAUUCUUCAAUUUAUAUCCGCGGGAACUCAGGUUGCUAAAAUCCUCAAGGAUGCCCCUGCUAUGGAACAUUUUGAUUGGUUAUAUGUCCGGACAGAGCAAUAUAUCCAUGAGCGGCGGAUCCAGCGAAAGAGUUUUGCUUUUGAUAACGCCCACUAG
Messenger RNA from Ophidiomyces ophidiicola, 1176 nucleotides. RefSeq lists its product as uncharacterized. The coding region runs from base 1 to 1176 and encodes 391 amino acids. The transcript has 2 exons. NCBI's taxonomy places the organism in Eukaryota, Fungi, Ascomycota, Eurotiomycetes, Onygenales, Onygenaceae. The record is from RefSeq and is a predicted model, not a curated record.